Octopus bimaculoides (California two-spot octopus) is the source of this 1768-nucleotide messenger RNA. Its product is annotated as cell growth regulator with RING finger domain protein 1. NCBI's taxonomy places the organism in Eukaryota, Metazoa, Mollusca, Cephalopoda, Octopoda, Octopodidae. The record is from RefSeq and is a predicted model, not a curated record. Gene Ontology annotation, biological process: negative regulation of cell growth.
UACUUUUUCUAAGGUUAUUAAAAGAACUUUUAUUCUUCUGUAAUUGCUCAAUCAACAAAAUAUUUGGAACAAAAUCCACUUAUUUCUUUGUCUUACUUCAUAUGACUUGCAAAACCCAAACAAGGUUUUCGUCCAAGAAUUUGCAUAUUUUUUAAUCAGACCAAUGGAGUUUCUUCUUGCAUUAGACUGCAAAAAUUUCACAUUGACUACAUCAAUCUCAUACAUGUUGCAUCAACAAGUCUAGAAAGCCACAUGAAAAUGGCCGACUGAACAUGGAACUUCAUUAGCAGCAUUGAAACAUUUCCUUCUGCUUUAAUUCAUAUCUCAAAAAUUGGUAACAGAGUUUCCAGGGAGAUAUUUGGGAUUAAAGUUGAGCAGCUUGUCUUGUGGAGAUUUAGUCACAUCUGUAACAAUGGCAUGAAUGUAGGUGAAGGGUGGGGUAUUGAUAUCACCAGCAGUGGAAUUGGUACAGGUACCAGAACUGUGCUGUGAAGAAUGAAUAUGUGUAUUGGACAGUCAAAGAAGCUUGCAGGUUAAAUGGAGAUCAUAUUGCAUUCAGCUCAUCUGUUGUUGUGAAACAUGUUAUUCCUGAGCAGCGAAUGGUUGGAAUUCAAACCCCUUUCUCGCUACAGAUGGACCCUACAAAGAAUAGCUCCUUACUCUCUGGUUUACAUUGUGUGGUUUCAAGUUUGGUGCCAAGUCGUCUGUAUAGCUUCUGGGGUGUGAACAUCCAGGCUCUUUACCAAGAGUUCCAGUUACCAUGGCAACAACUUCAGGAGCAUAUACACUCAGAUAAUUUCCUUGCUGGUUCAUACGUUUGCAAAGAUGAACCUCUCAUAUUAGACUGUUGCAGUGAGAAGCAGCUUCAUUUACCAACGCCACAAGCUAUGGCAGAUGUUUCCAUGGCAGCCAACUCUAGGACCAUCUACCCCGUCGUGCUGUUAAAUGUCUCGCGCAAUUCCACACAUCCUACUGAUGGAAGCGUCCAGGUGGUGGCGAUGCUGAGUGCUAUCCAUUUAAAGGAUUCCGUUUGUAGUAUGAACUCCUUCAUUAUCAACCAACACUUGAAAACCUACAACAACCAAAUAUUCAACCUUCAGCCCUUAUUUAUAGCAUCAUUGCCUGACGAUGAAGGAUCCCAGCAAACAACACACGUACCAUCACCUACAGUUUCCCCAAAGCAGUCUUCAGAGAGUCCAUUGACAGAGGAUGUUAAUACCAGUUCCUCCAGUACAACUGAAAUGCCUUCUUCAUCUGCAUCUGGCAUGAAAGAUGUCACAGCUUCUUCAUCUGAAGGGGACUUAGCAGCAACAACAACAACAAACGCUGAGAUGCAAGCAUCUUCUGCUGUCUGUGACAAACCAGCCUCAACAGAUUGCAAUGAGAGUUCUACUCAAAACGACUGUAUCAUUUGUCAGUGUGAAUCUAUCAGCAUGGUUCUGCUGCCAUGUCGACAUGCGUGCGUGUGCAGGACUUGUUUUAGCAAGCUUGAACGUUGUCCCAUGUGUCGUGAAUAUAUACAUUCCUACUUCUGUUUAGAAGAUUCAUUUCCCAGCUGUUACUCUUCAAAUGCUACUUUGUCAACCUCUAGUCCAGUGCCUUAUGCUGCAGGCCAAAUGCAUCGGCCUGCACCUCACAUUCCCAUGCAGAGACGCACACUGAAACAAUGGCUGUUGCAUGUGAAUAAUGUAGUAAAUGAAUAUUUGGGAUUCUGGUAAAACUUUGUUGUUUAUUGCUUUCACAUAAAGAACACUAUUUCUGUCUUGAA